CUGAGAGCGCCGCCGCCGGAGAAGACCGACCCUCGGCCAGAAUCAGCCCGCGGUGCCCGGGCCUGGCUGCCUGCUUCCCGCCUCAGCCGCUGCUCCGGCUCCCGCCGCCACAGAAACCGUCCAGGAGGGUGCGGCGGAACGCGAGGUCCUACGGCCCAGCCCGGUCCGGUGCGGCCCGGAUCCGUGGCACGGGAGGACCCUACAGUGGACAUGAGUCGGUAAUGCCCACUGAGGACUUCUGGGAGCCAUGUCAGACGAAUCCGCCUCAGGGAGCGAUCCAGACCUGGACCCGGACGUGGAGCUGGAGGAUGCGGAAGAGGAGGAGGAGGAGGAGGAGGUGGCAGUGGAGGAGCAUGACAGGGAUGACGAGGAAGGCCUGCUGGAUGAUCCAUCCCUGGAAGGCAUGUGUGGCACUGAGCAUGCCCAGCUGGGGGAAGAUGGGCAGCGGCCGCCGCGGUGCACUUCAACUACCUCAUCUCAGUCUGAGCCUUCAGAGCAGCUUAGGCACCAAGGCAAGAUCCUAGCAUCCGAAGACCCCAAAAAGAAGAGAGCUCAGAAGCCCUCUCAUAUGAGAAGAAACAUACGAAAGCUACUCCGGGAGGAUCAGUUGGAGCCGGUUACCAAAGCAGCACAGCAGGAAGAGUUGGAAAGAAGAAGGCGCCUGGAGCAGCAGAGGAAAGAAUAUGCAGCACCCAUUCCUACUGUCCCUUUGGAGUUCCUACCUGAGGAAAUUGUCUUACGAGCAAGUGAUGGUCCCCAGCUCUCUCCACGGGUCUUGGCCCAGGAAGUCAUUUGUUUGGACAGCAGCAGUGGCAGUGAGGAUGAAAAGAGCAGCCGAGAUGAGGUGAUUGAACUGAGUUCUGGAGAGGAAGACACUCUGCACAUUGUUGACAGCAGUGAGUCUGUCAGUGAGGAGGACGAGGAGGAGGAGAAGGGUGGCACUCAUGUGAAUGACACCUUAAACCAGCAUGAUGCUCUUGGGCGGGUCCUUGUCAACCUGAACCACCCUCCGGAGGAGGAGAAUGUCUUCCUGGCCCCACAGUUGGCACGGGCUGUGAAACCUCAUCAGAUUGGUGGGAUCCGGUUCCUAUAUGAUAACCUAGUAGAGUCCUUAGAAAGGUUUAAGACCAGUAGUGGCUUUGGCUGUAUCCUGGCCCAUAGCAUGGGUCUGGGGAAAACUCUGCAAGUGAUCUCCUUCAUUGAUGUCCUCUUCCGCCACACGCCAGCUAAAACAGUCCUUGCCAUUGUGCCGGUGAACACUCUUCAGAAUUGGCUGGCAGAGUUCAACAUGUGGCUCCCACCUCCUGAAGCCCUCCCAGCCGACAGCAAGCCUGAAGAAAUCCAGCCACGGUUCUUUAAAGUUCAUAUCUUGAAUGAUGAGCAUAAGACAGUGGCAUCCCGUGCUAAAGUGACAGCUGAUUGGGUUUCAGAGGGUGGGGUGCUGCUGAUGGGGUAUGAAAUGUACAGACUGCUCACUCUGAAGAAGUCCUUUGCCACAAGUAGACCGAAGAAAACCAAGAAGCGCUCUCACCCAGUCAUCAUUGAUCUGGAUGAAGAAGAUCGACAGCAAGAGUUUCGGAGAGAGUUUGAGAAGGCCUUAUGCCGCCCUGGUCCUGAUGUGGUGAUCUGUGACGAAGGACACCGCAUCAAAAAUUGCCAGGCCAGCACCUCACAGGCUCUGAAGAACAUACGUUCUCGUCGGCGGGUGGUGCUGACUGGGUACCCUCUACAGAACAACCUCAUUGAGUACUGGUGCAUGGUGGACUUUGUGCGCCCAGAUUUCCUUGGUACUCGUCAGGAGUUCAGCAACAUGUUUGAACGCCCUAUCCUGAACGGGCAGUGUAUUGACAGCACACCUCAGGAUGUCCGCCUCAUGCGCUACCGGAGCCAUGUUUUGCACAGCCUCCUAGAGGGCUUUGUGCAGAGGAGAGGCCACACUGUGUUGAAGAUUCACCUCCCUGCCAAAGAAGAGAAUGUGAUCCUGGUGCGGCUUUCUCAGAUCCAGCGAGAUUUGUACACACAAUUCAUGGACCGUUUCCGGGACUGUGGUAGCAGUGGCUGGUUGGGCCUGAAUCCUCUGAAGGCUUUCUGUGUGUGCUGCAAGAUCUGGAACCAUCCUGAUGUGCUGUAUGAAGCCCUCCAGAAGGAAAACCUAGCCAAUGAGCAGGACCUAGAUGUGGAAGAGCUUGGCUCAGCAGGGACCAGUGCCCGCUGCCCACCCCAGGGCACAAAAGUCAAGGGAGAAGAUAGUACCUUGGCUUCCUCAAUGGGAGAAGCAACCAACAGCAAGUUCCUACAGGGAGUUGGCUUUAACCCUUUCCAGGAGCGAGGCAAUAAUAUUGUUACGUAUGAAUGGGCCAAGGAUCUUCUGAAUAAUUAUCAGACUGGAGUCUUGGAAAACUCUCCCAAGAUGGUACUUCUUUUCCACCUGAUUGAAGAAAGUGUGAAGCUUGGGGACAAGAUCCUUGUGUUUAGCCAGAGUCUUUCUACAUUGGCUCUCAUCGAGGAGUUCCUAGGGAAACGAGACAUGCCCUGUCUGCCUGGUGCCGAGGGCCAAGGAACACAGAAGUGGGUUCGAAAUGUCAGCUACUUCCGGCUAGAUGGUAGCACCCCUGCCUUUGAGAGGGAGCGGCUUAUUAAUCAGUUCAAUGAUCCCAGCAACCUCACCACCUGGCUGUUCCUUCUCUCCACAAGGGCCGGAUGCUUGGGUGUGAAUCUGAUUGGUGCCAAUCGAGUGGUGGUAUUUGAUGCUUCCUGGAACCCUUGCCAUGAUGCCCAGGCAGUAUGUCGGGUAUAUCGUUAUGGGCAGAAAAAGCCCUGUUACAUCUAUCGCCUUGUGGCUGAUUAUACUCUUGAAAAGAAGAUUUAUGACCGGCAGAUUUCCAAGCAGGGCAUGUCAGAUCGUGUAGUAGAUGAUCUAAAUCCAAUGCUGAACUUCACCCGGAAGGAAGUGGAAAACCUGUUGCACUUUGUUGAGAAGGAGCCAGCUCCCCAAACAUCUUUGGAUGUAAAGGGGAUUAAGGAAUCAGUCUUGCAACUUGCCUGUCUGAAGUACCCUCACCUCAUCACCAAGGAGCCUUUUGAGCACGAGUCAUUGCUCCUCAACCGAAAGGAUCACAAGCUGACCAAAGCUGAGAAGAAAGCAGCAAAGAAAAGCUAUGAGGAGGACAAGCGCACAUCAGUGCCCUAUACCCGCCCAUCGUAUGCGCAGUAUUAUCCUGCCAGCGACCAGAGCCUGACCAGCAUCCCUGCCUUCAGUCAGAGGAACUGGCAGCCAACACUGAAGGGUGAUGAAAAGCCUGUGGCCAGUGUUCGUCCUGUACAGUCCACCCCCAUCCCCAUGAUGCCCCGGCAUGUCCCACUCGGCGGCAGUGUGAGCGCUGCCUCCAGCACAAAUCCAUCCAUGAAUUUCCCCAUCAACUACUUGCAGCGGGCAGGAGUCCUUGUGCAGAAAGUGGUCACUACGACAGAUAUUGUUAUUCCUGGACUCAACAGCUCCACAGAUGUUCAGGCGAGAAUCAAUGCUGGUGAGAGCAUCCAUAUCAUCCGGGGGACGAAAGGGACAUACAUCCGCACUAGCGAUGGCCGCAUCUUUGCUGUCCGGGCGACUGGCAAACCAAAGGCCCCUGAAGAUGGUCGGAUGGCUGCCUCAGGUUCCCAGGGGCCUUCUCUUGCAUCCACAAGCAAUGGCAGACACAGUGCCUCUUCACCCAAAGCCCCUGACCCCGAGGGGCUGGCCAGGCCCGUCUCUCCUGACAGCCCAGAAAUCAUCAGUGAACUCCAGCAGUAUGCAGAUGUGGCCGCUGCUCGGGAAUCCCGUCAGAACUCCCCAAGCAUCAGUGCUGCCCUGCCUGGCCCCCCGGCCCAACUUAUGGACAGUAGCACCAUUCCUGGGACAGCUCUUGGAACUGAGCCAUGCCUUGGGGGUCAUUGCCUCAAUAGUUCUCUCUUGGUGACUGGCCAGCCCAGUGGUGGCAGGCACCCAGUUCUGGACUUAAGGGGCCACAAGCGAAAGUUGGCCACUCCAUCUGCCACCCAGGAGUCAGUCCGUCGGCGGUCUAGGAAGGGCCAUUUGCCAGCCCCCAUGCAGCCCUAUGAACACGGGUAUCCAGUCUCUGGCGGGUUUGCCAUGCCACCUGUCUCCUUAAAUCAUAACCUCACCACCCCUUUCACCUCCCAAGCUGGGGAGAAUUCCCUGUUUAUGGGCAGUAGUCCCUCCUACUACCAGCUGUCCAAUUUGCUGGCAGAUGCCCGCCUGGUGUUCCCAGUGACUACUGACCCUCUGGUGCCAGCAGGCCCUGUCAGUUCCUCUUCCACGGCUACCUCAGUCACUGCCAGCAACCCCUCCUUCAUGCUCAACCCCUCUGUGCCAGGGAUACUACCCAGCUAUUCACUCCCAUUCUCACAGCCACUCCUGUCCGAGCCGAGGAUGUUUGCGCCUUUUCCUUCCCCUGUCUUGCCCAGCAACCUUUCGAGGGGCAUGACUGUCUACCCAGGCUACCCGGGUAGACUGUCCCCACAUUCAGGCUACCCGGCUGGUGGCCUCCUCCGGUCCCAGGUGCCUCCAUUUGACUCCCAUGAGGUUGCGGAGGUGGGAUUCAGCUCCAAUGACGAUGAGGAUAAAGAUGAUGAUGUGAUAGAGGUCACUGGGAAAUAGCUAGGAAGCCCCUCCCCACCUCACUUGGGGCCCUAGCAGGUUGCCCACCAAACUGGAAGGCAGAGAACCUGGUCUUUCUCAAAAUAGGGUACUUGGCAGGAGGGAAAAGAAGACAAAGGAGGGUGAUUGGCCAUAAUGGCACACACUAUUGCUGUUUAUUAGAGGAAAAGGAAAAGAAACAAACAAAAGACCCCAGAAACUCCAACAGAGCCCGUAAUAGUGGGAAAUCAGGGACCGAAAACAGGAGGCCUGCCUCUUCCUUCCUGCCUUUCGUAUCUGUCUGCUUAUAUGCCCACCUGAGUGUAGACGCUCAAGCCCAUUCUGCCUAUGAGAAUAUCUUUCCCAAGAAGUCUGCCUUACUGACUUUCUUAGUUUGGCCAGGGGAAUGGGAGAAGAGUGAGGGAGAUGAGGGUGGGCAUGGGGAGCAGACUAAGAUCCCAUGUGAAGUGGUGUCUUUAUAUGAGGUUGGAAGGAAGCAGACUGGGCUGUGCGUGCGCAUGCGUGUGCGCGUGCGUGGGUGUGUGCGUGGUGUGUGUAUGUGUGUGUGUGUCUGUGAGAGAGCGCACAUGUAUGUAGCAGAACAAGAGUGAAGGUGGGAGGGGAGGUAAGAGGUAAACUAAAAAGAAUUGAAUUUAUCUUUUUUGAAGUGUAAAUCAGAGUGGUGGUUUAUGGCUACUAAGUUGAACAUCAAAGUGAGUCCAGGAGAAGAGCCAUGAAAAUCACAGCUUCCUUCUAGUUAGGCCGAGCUAACUCAAGUCCCUAGUCCCACAUUUGUUUUGAACUUGCGGAAAUCGUGAGAAAGCGAGCAUUUCCAAUCUCUAAUCUUUCUCUGUGGGCUAGAAGUGCACUGCAGUAUGAGGGUGGCGCAAUGUGUUGUGGCUAGAGAAGACAUGUUUCACCAGGACAGAACAAGGCCCUUAGGCUGCCUGUCCUGGUGGCCUUUCCUCUUCUUUCCCUCCCCAUUAGAGAGCUCUACCUUAAUUUAUUUCUUAUGGGCAAUUAUUUAUUAUUUCAUUUGGGGGCAGGGGUGGUGGGGGGAGGUUAUAAGGAAGAUAGGGGAUAGUAAAGGAAGUGCUAAGAUAUUCCAGACCUCCUAGCUGCUGGUUUAAAAAAAAAAAAAAAGAAGAAGAAGAAGAAGGGUCCCAGAUGGACAGUAAAUUAAUUGACCAGGGAAAGAAAAUUAGAAUUAACCAGGAACUAGACUAAACAACUAUGUUGUGGGGUAGUGUCUUCUCAGGAAAAUCAGAGAGCACUGAGACUGCCUAGUUGCGGGUGCUGAGACUCAUUCCAUAGAAACUGAAACUUGGGAUCAUGGACUUUGCUACUGGGAAGUGAGUAACCUCCACAUUUGGAACUAUUGUCCUCUAUGAUGCCAGUUCUCUGCUGAAUAGUGAAGCUGUGGAUAGGUAGCUGCUGGGUUGAGGUAAUGGACUGUUGAUUUCCAGUUGGGAAUUGUCUUGGCCUCCCUAGCAUAUCAUGUGAUCAGUGUGAGCCUGGUUUCUGGUGCCUCUAUCUUCUCUGAAAGAUCAUGGGGGAGCCCUUCCUCUGUAGGAGUCUUAAAUCUGGCUUUUGUUUUAAAAGAACACAAACAUAUGAGUCAUUCUGGUCUCCCUCUCCUUGUUCCAAAUGCCAGGAUAGGGGUAUCUAGUGCUAAAACAUGAACACUGGCUAUUUUAUUGCUGUAUACUAUGUCUUGUAGCCAUCUGACCCCCAAAUUUUUCCACACAGUUCUUUCUGAUGAAUAGCUCCUGUCUGGCUUUACUUCCUUCCCUUGGGCUCCACCAUGAUUGGCCAACUGCUAGAUUUGACUCCUAGUUCAAGAAAUAACCUUAACCUCCUGCUACUCUUGACUAGCAACUUCCAGUCGUUGGGGGGAAAGAAGGGAGCUUAAAGGCAGACACUGUGGGAUUGUUUUGAAGAGACAAGGAGAUAGAUGGCCGAUGGGGUGUGUGUACUAUCCAGAAACACCAAAAGUGGAACUUGAGCUUUUUUUCCCUCUGUUUUCAUAUUAACCCUGUCAGACACUUAACUCUUCUACUCAUAGAAGCCUUAGAUCUACAAUUUAGCUAUGCAAAUAACCUUAAGAACAUAAAAAUAGCAGUUCCAAUAGUCAAGACACUUAAUUGGAGUGGGCUCUUAGGUUGAGGCUGGUGCAGUAGAAGUGAGCUAGUCCAGAUCCUAUAAUUUGCAGAACACCCUCAAAACUUGGGUUAUAUGGAUGCCUCUCACACCUUAGAACACUGAGCUCCCAGAGUUGUCUGUCUGUCUCCUGUGUGUGUCUAUGUAUCUGUAUGUGUUACAUGGAUGCCUCUCACAUCUUGGAACACUGAGCUCCCAGAGUUGGCUGUCUCCUGUGUGUAUGUAUGUUACAUGGUAUGUGUGUGUUACAUGGAUGCCUCUCAGACCUUAGAACACUGAGCUCUCAGAGUUGUGUGUCUGUAUGUAUGUCCUGCUAUCAAGGGAAAGGGGUAUUUUCUGUGUUUAUAUAUAUGAAAUUACUAGAAAUCAUUUCAGUAGGGAACUGAAACCAGUCAGUUUUUAAGCUGUCAGGAAGUAAAUGGGUAUUCUGAGAGGUAGCAUGUGUGUGCUUUACACUCUGUCAUUCCAGAGCUUGGAAUUCACUUAAGCAUAGCAGCAGCCAUAACUCUGAGCGGGUCUCUGGCUAAAGAAGGCUUUUUGUGGUAAUGUGCAGCUUCUGUUGUGUAGGGGUGGGAGUGAGGUCAGGGGAGAUUGAACUGCUUAUUAGUUCCGUGGGCUUUGGCAUCCCUCCAUAUUCCCAAACAAACCUACAAAUGGGCUUUUCAGGAGGGCUAGUAGCAAAAUGUGUAUGCACACCAACCAGGAGUAUGUGAUGAGCAAAGCAGGAAACUUACCAAUUAUAUUGUACUUAGACUGGAAACACUUGGUGGUAGGUGGGUGUGCCAACCUACGCUUGUAAUCCUAGCCCUUCCGGAGCUGAGGCAGGUUGGUAUGUACAUGGUGAGACCCUGGGGAAAGGCAAAGAUCUGGCUCACCUAUUUUCUCUCGCUAUUUGUCUUUCAUAGAAUGUUUUUAAGGGUCUCUCAAGUCCAUUCACUGGGGUGUAUUCUAAACUCUUACUAUCUGGAACACUACUAAAUUACGCAAGAUGACACUGAAAAUACUUGAUUCCCUUUUCUUAGUCCUCUGUCCUCUGUAGGGAUGGAGUAGGAGUUAUUCAAGAAAGGAAGUAACCAUGUUAGGUCAGAUCCUUCUUGAUGGUUUAUCUCUGAAGUCCUCACCCCCUUGAGUUAUGCUACUUCAGUAUCUGGAUUGUUUUCUGGCUUAAAGAUAAUUCUGUCUGGCCCUUGGAAUUCCUUUUCUAGGAAUUUAUGUGUGGAUUAUAUCCUUGUGACUUACAACUAAAAAUGAAGUUUCCUACUCUGGGAGCAUGAAGCAAAGAGCCGGGGUAUGUUUUGCUGAUGAGUUGGAACAAAACAUCCAUAUAGAUGGGACUGCUACUGCAGUCAGUAUCUUAAGUCUGACGUUCAUUGCUGUGGAACUGAGUACUCAUCUCUCAUGGCGGAAGGGUUGUUUUGUUUUGUUUUGCGGGGGGGGGGGGGGUUGGAGCUUUACAUUCCUUAUUUCUAGAUAGUCCACCUGCUUCCCACUCCCCUUUGGUUUCUACAUGACCAGUCCUUCUGAGCCAUGGUUUUCUGUGCAUUCAACUAGGUUGCUCUUUCCCCACUGUUACUGUUGAAGAAUUCGCCCUCCGCCAGAGGAUGACUUCCUAGCUCCUCUGCUGACUAGUUCCUGGGAAAUUGGCACCGUAAGGUCAAUCUGAAAAAUGCUGAGCUGCCCAUUGCUCACCUUCAGACUGUUUCCUUUCCACUGACUGACUCUUCUGCCCCUGUGUAUUCAAAUUGCUGUAAUCCCUCAAUGUCUGUUCUGUGUGACACUAGCUUGGCUCUAGGCCUUUUAUGAAUGUCGAGUCCUAUAAUGAUGAACUAAGCAGGCAGCAUCCACCCUCUUUGCUUUUCAGGGACCCAAGUCUGCACCUUUCCCCUGCCACGAGCCUGUUUGCUUUAGUCAUCUAAUGUGCUGGGGAGAGAUAGCCAGGCGGGCUGCGUAAUCUACAAUGUAGAGGGCUAAAGGAAGUUUGGGCACUCUCUGCAACCACUACUAGGAUGAUAUUCAGAUGAGAGGGGACCUCAUACUGUGACCUGACCCAGGACCCUCCCUGGAAGAGAGCUCAGCCCAGGUGUGUUUGAGUGAGUGUGUGUAUGUGUUUGCAUGUGUGUGCUCAUGUGCACUGUGGUGUAAAAUGACUGUUACCUGGUUGUGUAACUCAGGCUGGGGAUUCACCAGAAGAAUCCCUCAAGCCUGCCCAAAACAGGUUUUUUUUUUUUCUUUGUACCCUCUUCAGAGGGAUCAGAGAGAGGGUCCAGGUGGGUUAAAGGGGUUGCAAUGGAUAACCACUAAGGCCACACUGCUGCCAGAGGAGUUGGGGGAGGGGGGAAGGGAGAUGAGGUUGCCCCAAAGCCCUGGUACCUGGCUUUAGUUUUCUGUCUUCUUUCCUCAGGACACCCCUGAGGCCUGGGACCUGUGCCUGGCUUAGAGGACCAUCUGCAGCUGGGUGUUCCAGCUGCUGGUGUGAUCAUGGGCUUCCCUCCUCUCUCACCAGGGCAGGUACUUCUGCCCCAGAGACUGGGCAACUGGCUGUUUCUAUGACGUAUUUAUUUUUACUUGUGUUUCAUGUCACUUUUUUAAAAAAGCAAACAGAACAAUUGUAAGUCAGUAUAACUGCCUAUCAGUUUUCUUUAUUUCUCUUUUUGUAAAAUAAAAUUUAAACUGAA
This is a messenger RNA of Psammomys obesus (fat sand rat), 9471 nucleotides long. RefSeq names its product RAD54 like 2 (gene Rad54l2). The transcript is spliced from 22 exons. Bases 248 to 4657 code for a protein of 1469 amino acids. The record is from RefSeq and is a predicted model, not a curated record. Lineage: Eukaryota; Metazoa; Chordata; Mammalia; Rodentia; Muridae. Gene Ontology annotation, cellular component: nucleus. Gene Ontology annotation, molecular function: ATP-dependent chromatin remodeler activity; ATP hydrolysis activity; ATP binding.